AAUUCGAUUCCAUUUAAUCUCUCAAAUAUAUAGAAACAGACAUCUCUUCACCUGGGAAAAUGAGACAUCGACCUCUUUUCACGAGUUGAUGGCUGUUUAUAAUAUUAUUGGCCCUACUCAUCUCUCUUUUAUCCUGCCUGCUGGUGGUGUUUUUAACACGAAAAAUGAUCAUAAAAAAUACAAGUGGUUGAGAAACCUUUUGUUACUUGAAUCGUUUUGAUAAUUGAGUUCAUUCAAAUGAGUAAUUGUUUUUGGUUUCUUAGAAAUCUAAUCGCUAAAAUUUCAAAUCGCCUCAUUUACAAACAAACUCCUCGCUAAAUGCGCUGUUGUGAACUGAGGAGGUAGUAGCGAGUGUACAGUUGAAUAGUGUGUGAGAAUCAGGCUGCCGUUCUUUAAUACCGAGUAUUUAUCGUUAUGAAAUUUUGUAUGUAAGUAAGGUCUGUACAAAUGUACAAUCAGUAGUAGAGGGUACAGUCAGUCUCACAUUGAUCAUUACGAAGAAUUGACUUGGCAAUUUCACUAGAGUGGAGUGAGCUAACAGAAUUGCAUUAUAUUAUUGCCCUGGCAUCCCGUACAUAGUGAAACUUGACUUCAUUCAGCGUUGAGCUACCGACUGAGCGACGCACGAGAGUGAGACGACACCGUAAACGCUUACAUACAUUAGUUUUUGACAAUUUAGUUUUAAAGAAAAAACUAUAAAAUUAGUCGGUUACAAAUUAGUUUGUAAUACAUAUAUUAAAAAAAAUGAUAAUAAUUCACACAGACAGUAGUAGAAAUGGGAGUGGUAGUAAUCCCGGUGUGGUGAUGAGACAUCGUGGAAGUCAUCGGACAUCAACCACAAACACUUUAGGAAAUAUUGUUCGAGUGGUUCGUCCCCAGAGGAAAGACUGGGUGCGGUUUGACUCUUCUGAUUCUGACUCUGAAAGUGAGGGUGGUAACGAUACGUUGAAAAGUGUGGAGAUUGACGAGUCCACGAAUCGUCUCAAUUUACAGUUGGAUUUGGACAGGUUGGAAAGUGUGGAGAUAAAUUUCGUCAAGAAGCGGAGGGGAGUGGGAGAGGGUGUGGUGGGAGUGCGACGAAAUAAAGCCAGUGACAUCCUAGUGAGAAAUUUGGAAAUUUUGAGACUGUCGGGAUUCUAUUAUGAGAAAAAUGAAUUCAACGGAGAGACCUGCACAAAACUCUUAUCGACAACUUCACCUGGUACCUUUUUGGUUCGUGAUUCGUCAGAUCCAAACUACUUAUUUACCUUGUCGCUUCAAACUGAAAGAGGACCAACCUCGGUGAGACUAGUUUAUUGGAAAACGGAGACCUCGGGUGGAGAAUUUCGUCUUGAUGCAGCCGACCAAAGAUUGAUCGGGGCACUUCCGGGAUUCGAAAAUGUGGUCAAACUAGUCCAGUAUUAUGUAGAGGAGAAUAAUCGUACGAAUUGUAAGAACAAAUUGGAGAGGAAAGGGUUAAAAACGUCCAAUCGCCAGGUUUGGAUAGACAGUGCGACGGGUAGGACGCAUUCAGCCGUGAAAUUAGUGACUCCUCUUCGACAAACAGUUCCUAGUUUGAAACAUUUAAGUCGUUUGGCGUUGAAUGGAUUAAGCUGUCGUGACCAUAUUUUCCUACCUGUACCCGUCCAGCAGUAUUUGCAAUCUUAUCCAUUCGUUUUGUGACUUUGGGGGUGGAUUAGGAUUGAAAAUUUAUAUUAUAUAUUUUUUAUUUAUUUAUUUGUCGAAAUAUCGAAGAAAAUAAACAUGGACUGAUUUUUUUAAUUGUUAAAAGAAUA
Molecule: messenger RNA, 1775 nt
Organism: Folsomia candida
Lineage: Eukaryota; Metazoa; Arthropoda; Collembola; Entomobryomorpha; Isotomidae
Product: suppressor of cytokine signaling 3
Exons: 4
Coding region: 745-1662 (305 amino acids)
Biological process (GO): phosphatidylinositol phosphate biosynthetic process; intracellular signal transduction
Cellular component (GO): phosphatidylinositol 3-kinase complex
Molecular function (GO): 1-phosphatidylinositol-3-kinase regulator activity
Source: RefSeq, a predicted model, not a curated record